AUGAUCCUUAGAAGCAGCCGCAAUGUCCGCAUGAACUAUAGGGCUUCUCAAGCAUGUCCAGAAGACGCCAACCCUGCCAAGCGCCGCCGCCUCCAGGAGCCUGCCUGCCUUGCCUCGUUGGCAGAGCCAGACCUGGAAGCAUCUGCCAGGCCUGCCAGCAAAGAGCUCACGUCCACGGUGGUCAUUCCCACCGGAUGUGCCAUGCAACUACGCGUGCAAGGCGUCGACCUGCUGCUGGAGCCCGAACUGACCUCGGUCAGGCGAGUGUCGCUACCUGGACAUACCAUCAUCCUGGUCCCCGAAGGCCUCCAAGCCUCCUCCCAACCUGGGCAGGCUGUGUUCUGGCCCGCCGGCACGCAGGAGGCCCCUGUCCCGGACAUGCUCCAGGACCACCACGUCUUUGCCCUCGACCAGGGAAUCAAUGGUGCCGAGAGGUAUGCUCCUGGCUCCAUCUGGAGCCUCAAAAGCAGCACGCGCUGGCCUCUACCCAGCCUGCAACUGCAGCCUCUCCCUCCAUCUCCUCCUCCAAGUCAUCAAGAACAAACCUCUGAGAGUCCUCAGAAGCCUCCACGGCCACCAUGCAAGGCCAAGAGGCGCCUCUUCUAGGAAAGGGACGACGACUACACCCCAACAAACAGCACCUCGGACGUUUAUCUGGCCGCCCUAGGGGAU
Molecule: messenger RNA, 672 nt
Organism: Alexandromys fortis (reed vole)
Lineage: Eukaryota; Metazoa; Chordata; Mammalia; Rodentia; Cricetidae
Product: proline-rich protein 23A3-like
Exons: 2
Coding region: 1-606 (201 amino acids)
Source: RefSeq, a predicted model, not a curated record